AUGCAUUGUUUCUUGGGAAGAAAAUUCACCUCUUCCUUCUGUCUCCCUGGGAGAAAAAUGUGGCUAAAGUUUCUUUUGGCUAUUUUUCUCCUACAUAUAACAGCUGCAAAGGAACCUGAGCUGCAGUAUGUCCUGAUGGUGCCUGCAGUCCUCCAGAAUGAGUCUGCGGGUCAGGUUUGCUUGCAGUUCCUCAACCUCAAUCAGAUGAUAUCCCUAAGAGUCAUCCUAGAAUAUGGUGCUGUUAACACCACUAUUUUUGAGAAGACCAUGAUGGAAAGCAAUGGUUUACAGUGCUUCAGCUUCACGAUUCCUCCCAUCAGUUCUGUCCUGUUGGCUUUCAUUUCCUUCUCUGCCAACGGCACCACAGUCAGCCUGGAAGAGCGACGGUCAGUUAUGAUUUGCAACAUGGAGAGUAUUGUCUUUGUGCAGAUGGACAAACCCAUCUACAAACCAGGACAAAGUGUGAUGUUUCGUGUUGUUGCUCUGGAUUUCAAUUUUAAACCUGUUCAGGAGAUGUACCCUUUGAUUGCAAUUCAGGAUCCAAGGGGCAACAGGAUCUUUCAGUGGCAAAAUGUGACAUCAGAGAUGAACAUCGUCCAGAUUGAAUUCCCAUUAACUGAAGAGCCUAUCCUGGGGAACUACAAAAUUACCAUAGCAAAGAGAUCUGGAGAUAAAACAAAUCACUCAUUCCUUGUGGAGGAAUAUGUGUUGCCAAAAUUUGAUGUUAUUGUCACUGCACCAGAAAGCCUUACAGUCAUGGAUAUAGAUUUCACAGUGAAAGUCUGUGGAGUGUACACCUAUGGCCAGCCUGUUGAGGGGAAAGUCCAGCUCAGCAUGUGCAGGGAUUUUGAUUCAUAUGGGCAGUGCAAGAAAAGCCCAGUUUGUCAAUCAUUUACCAAAGACUUGGAUUCAGAGGGCUGCCUCUCCCGUGUUUUCAGUUCCAACAUCUUUGAGCUAAACCGCAUUGGUUACAUGAGGAAUCUUGAUGUGAAAGCCACUGUCACAGAGAAAGGAACAGGCCUGCAACUUACAGCUAGUCGGUCUAUUCCGAUAACUCGAGUGAUGAGUAGUAUACAGUUCGAGAACAUGGAUCAUCACUACAGAAGAGGAAUUCCUUACUUUGGACAGAUCAAACUGGUAGACAAAGACAAUUCUCCUAUUUCCAACGAGGUUGUUCAGCUAUUUGUGAAUAACAAGAACACAGACAACUUCACCACUGAUGUUAAUGGCAUCAUUGAUUUUAGCAUUGACACAUCUGAAAUGUUUGAUCCUGAGAUCAGUCUAAAAGUGACAUCUAAAACCAGUGACCAGUGCCAUUCUGAAGGCUGGAUAGAGCCUUCCUACCCCAAUGCAUCUGUCUCUGUCCAGCACUUCUACUCCUGGACUAACAGUUUUGUGAGGAUUGAGCCGUUGUGGAAAGAUCUGAGCUGUGGGCAAAAGAGGCUGAUCACUGUGCACUACAUCUUGAAUACAGAAGAAUAUGAGAGCAUCACCACCAUGAACUUCUAUUAUGUGGGCAUGGCAAAAGGCAAGAUAAUCCUUACAGGGGAAAUUAAAAUUAAUAUCAGAACUGAUCAAAACGGCACUUUUGCCAUCCCACUUGUGGUCAAUGAGAAAAUGGCUCCAGCCCUUCGGUUGCUAGUAUAUACCUUACACCUUGCAAAGGAGCUGGUAGCAGAUAGUGUCAGAUUUCCAGUUGAGAAGUGCUUCAAAAACAAGGUCCAGCUGAAAUUCUCUGAAAAGCAGAUACUUUCAGCUUCCAAUGUCAGCUUAGUCAUUGAAGCUGCUGCCAACUCCUUCUGUGCUGUGAGGGCUGUGGAUCAGAGCAUCCUGCUCCUGAAGUCUGAGACAGAGCUGUCUGCUGAAACUGUAUACAGCCUGCAUCCCCUGCAAGAUCUACAAGGCUACGUCUUCAAUGGGCUCAACCUAGAAGAUGACCCCCAAGACCCAUGUAUCUCAUCUGACAACAUCUUUCACAAUGGCUUGUAUUAUACCCCUGUAAUGUCUGGAUUAGGCCCAGAUGUAUAUCAGUUCCUCAGGGAUAUGGGCAUGAAAUUUUUUACCAACUCAAAGGUACAGCAACCAGUUGUGUGUGCUAGCGAGACUGUAAGACCUCAGCCAUAUUUCUUGAAUGUGGGAUUUGCAGCUUCUACACAUCAUGUCAAAUCAUCAGUUGAAGUUGCUAGGGAGGAACGUGGGAAGAGACUCAUAGUUGAGACUAUUCGAGAAUUCUUCCCUGAAACUUGGAUUUGGGAUAUAGUCCCAAUAAACUCUACUGGAAAAGCAAGUAUUCCAUACACCAUCCCUGACACGAUCACUGAAUGGAAGGCCACUGCCUUCUGUGUGGAAGACUUGGUUGGAUUUGGUAUCUCUGUGCCUGCCACCCUAAUUGCCUUCCAGCCUUUCUUUGUGGACUUGACUUUGCCAUACUCUAUCAUCCGUGGAGAAGAUUUCCUACUUAGAGCCAAUGUCUUCAGCUACCUCAACCACUGCAUGAAGGUAGAUGUUUUGCUGUCAGAUUCCCUUGAUUAUGAAGCCAAACUCAUCUCCCCAGAGGAUGAUGGAUGCGUAUGUGUCAAACAAAGAAAGACUUAUGUUUGGAAUGUUUUCCCCAAAGAAAUUGGUGAUGUGCUAUUCAGUAUUACUGCAGAGACCAAGGAUGGUACAGCUUGUGGAGAUAAAGCAGCCAGGAACAUCAGUAUUGACUACAGGGACACCCAGAUCAGAACAUUGUUGGUAGAGCCUGAAGGCAUCAGAAGGGAAGAGACUCAAAACUCCCUCAUCUGCACAAAAGAUGAUACGGUUUCUCAUGGUGUUGCUCUAGAUCUACCUAUAAAUGUGGUGAAAGGAUCAGACAGUGCCUCAUUUUCUAUUGUUGGCGACAUCAUGGGCACUGCCAUGCAGAAUGUGCAACAGCUCCUCCGGAUGCCAUUUGGCUGUGGGGAGCAGAACAUGGCCCUGUUUGCACCCAACAUCUAUGUCCUGGACUAUCUGAACAAGACAGAGCAGCUGAGUGAGGAAGUCAAAUCAAAGGCCAUUGGAUACUUAGCAAGCGGAUACCAGAAACAGCUGUCAUUCAAACAUCCAGAUGGGUCCUACAGCAUCUUUGGCACCAGAGAUAAAGAAGGGAACACCUGGCUCACUGCCUUUGUGUACAAAUCAUUUGCACAAGCUAAUCGCUUCAUCUAUAUUGAUGCCAAUGUCCAGGCUCAAACUCUGAUGUGGCUGGCAAGCAAACAGAAGCCAGAUGGCUGCUUCCGAAGCUUUGGGACACUCUUCAACAACGCCUUGAAGGGAGGAGUAGAUGAUGAACUGUCACUUUCUGCCUACAUCACUGUUGCCAUGCUAGAAGCUGGGCACUCCAGCUCGUACCUUGUAGUCCGAAAUUCCUUUUUUUGCCUGGAGACUGCAUCUGAGAAGAAUAUCAGUGAUAUUUACACUCAAGCACUCAUGGCCUAUGCUUUCUGCUUAGCCGGAAAGAUGGAAAAAUGUGCAUCUUUCCUCAGACAGUUACAGAAAUCAGCAAAGAAACUUGGUGGCUCAAUGCACUGGGAGCAGGAGCGGAGAUCCCCAUCAGAAAAAUCCCCCUCCUUCCUUGACCAUGCCCCAUCAGCUGAAGUUGAAAUCACGAGUUAUGUGCUGUUGGCAUUGCUUUACAAACCCAACUAGAAUCAAGAGGACCUCACAAAAGCCUCAGGGAUUGUGCAAUGGAUCAUCAGACAACAGAAUCCCUAUGGAGGUUUCUCUUCCACCCAGGACACAGUCAUUACUCUUCAAGCCCUUGCUGCUUAUGGUGAGGCCACCUACAAUUCUGUUAUGCAAAAUGUAGUUAAGAUAACUUCCAAAAAGCAUUUUGAGAAGAUAUUUAUUGUCGAUAAUGAGAAUAGGCUCCUGCUGCAACAGAUUUCCCUUCCUGAGGUCCCUGGGACUUACAACCUAACAGUGAAUGGCAGUGGAUGUGUUCUUAUGCAAACAGCACUGAGAUACAACAUUCACCUUCCAGAGGGGGCCUUUGGAUUUUUUCUCUUAGUACAGAUAGCAAAUGCCUCCUGCCCAUUGGACCGACCGGCAAAAUUUGAUAUUGUCCUCAUAAGCAGUUAGACAGGGAAGCGCAGUGGCUCCAACAUGGUCAUUAUUGAUGUGAAGAUGCUCUCUGGCUUUGUUCCUGUUAAGUCUUCUCUGGAUAAGCUCAUUGAUGACCAUACAGUGACGCAAGUAGAAAACAAGAAAAAACAUGUUCUCUUUUAUCUGGAAAAUAUCUUGCAGAAGAAAAGCAAAGAAAUCACCUUCUCAGUUGAGCAGGAGUUUGUAGUGACCAAUCCAAAGCCAGCUCCUGUGCAGAUCUAUGAUUACUAUGAAACAGAAGAGUAUGCUGUUGCUGAGUACAAAUCACCUUGCAAAGAGGCUGCUGCAGGAAUGGGCUAAUAGUUAC
Dromaius novaehollandiae (emu) is the source of this 4432-nucleotide messenger RNA. Its product is annotated as ovostatin-like. Gene Ontology annotation, molecular function: endopeptidase inhibitor activity. NCBI's taxonomy places the organism in Eukaryota, Metazoa, Chordata, Aves, Casuariiformes, Dromaiidae. Gene Ontology annotation, cellular component: extracellular region. The record is from RefSeq and is a predicted model, not a curated record. The transcript has 35 exons.